AUACAACACUAAUACAGUACUCUAUUAAUACAUUAGAAUCAUAUCAAUGGAGACAUCUAUGCAUUCAAACAGUACUCAUGUAAUAACUAUAUGUGUAUAGAGUGUUGACUUUGACAAUACCGUUCAUUACCCGACACUAAAAGUCAUUGAUAUUUGUAGUGAUAGUCAGUUAUCCACAAAUGUCUUCAAUUGAUCCAAAUGUCAGUGUAAUGAAAACAAUGUGUUAAUUAAGUGAUACAAUAAUAUUGACAACAAUUUAGUGUAAAAAUAAGACAAAUUGUAUGAAAGAGUGUGAAAGCAUUGCUCUAUAAAAUAGAUUGUUUUGAGCGCUUCAAUUCAAUGUAUGUUUGAAUCGAUGAGUGAUUAGUUGAUCCCAAUAUUGGUCACGAAAUGUCUGAUUUCUCGUACAACGAUCUCUUGGAUCCGAGUGUUGAGGUGACACUCAAAGGACACCGACAGGCAAUUAAUUGGAUUAGUUUCUCGAGUGAUGGCAAACAAUUGGUUUCGGGAUCAGAUGAUAAUACGGUGAUGUUGUGGUCAGUGGACGAAAAGCAGUCGAUUUGUUACCGAUUGGUCGGUCACACAAACUCUGUAAUGUCUGUCGCCUUUGCAAAUGAUUAUUUGCUUUCGUCUUCAAAGGACUGUUGCGUCCGUUUAUGGCGAAUGAAUAAAAUUAACGGCAGAUAUCCUGAGAACGAAUCGGUGGUCUAUCGAUGCCAUUCAUCGCCUAUUCGUAGUGUCGAUACUAACGCUGAUUACACACAAUUCUGUACAGCAAGUGAUGACAAAACAGUUAAGAUAUGGUCACCAAAUGCCACAAAUAAGUUCAUUGCAUCGCUAUCUGGAGUACACACCAAUUGGGUCAGACAUUCACGAUAUUCACGUCUUAAUCCUCAUUUGAUCGGCUCGUGUGGUGACGACGGACUCAUCAGUAUUUGGGACGUGAGAACUAAAGAAGCUGUCAUUCAAUUGACAUCAAGACGUAAAUCAACUCAUUUUAUAUCACUUGAAUGGCAUCCAAAUUGCGAACAUAUUAUAUCGUCUUCAAGUGCCGACACAUCGAUUCGUAUUUGGGACUUAAGAAAGGAAAAGAUGAUUCAGUAUUACGCCGCACAUACCGGUGCUGUCAAUGCAACUGACUUUCAUUCUUCUGGCAAUUAUCUGAUUAGCGCUUCUUCUGAUGAAACUUCAAAAAUAUUUGAUUUACUUGAAGGCAGAGGUCUAUUCACAUUAAAGGCACACAACGGUGCUGUGAAUUGCUGUGCCUUUACAAGAGAUGGUAAUUAUUUUGCUACCGCUGGUAAUGAUAAACAAAUAAUGAUUUGGAAAAGUAAUCUAAUCGGUGGCGAUAAAGACAGAACCGAUGAUUAUUCACAUAUUGAGGAACACAUUAACGAACCAUUAGUUGUUCCCAAAAGUCAUUCAAAUAGACAUCAAUACCAAUCAACUCCUUUAUCGACACCAAAGUCGAGUAGAAAUCAAACACCGGUAACAAAUGGCAACAAAAUGCCACUCAAGUCAGCUCUUCGUCGAUCUAAUUCUGAAGAUAUUUAUAAAAAUUCAAAUCGUGGACAAAGACAUAUCGAUAGCAUCGCUAAUAAAGAUAUCAUCGAUAAUAGUGGAGAUCAUUUGCAUUCAGAUAAUACCGAGUCUUUAACCAAAACCUUUAUAAAUCAACUGAAAUCACUUACAGAUAGUGUUUUGGUUAUCGAGCAAAGACUCUCCGUAUUGGAGGAUAAAUUUGAAUCCCAUUGUACUUCUCGUUCAGCUCAUGGAUCGAGUAGUAGUUGA
Molecule: messenger RNA, 1791 nt
Organism: Oppia nitens
Lineage: Eukaryota; Metazoa; Arthropoda; Arachnida; Sarcoptiformes; Oppiidae
Product: POC1 centriolar protein homolog A-like
Exons: 1
Coding region: 391-1791 (466 amino acids)
Molecular function (GO): protein binding
Source: RefSeq, a predicted model, not a curated record